GGAGCAAGCGUUGGGCUCCGCCGUGCCGCGCUGAGCGCCCGGUCCGCUUCAGCUGUGGGGAGCGAGUCAGGCCUGCCGCCGACUCCGCAUCGGGCUACCGCAUCCCCGGGCCAGGCCCCGGCCGGGGCAGGAGCACAGGGCAUCUGUUAUGCACCUAAAGCCAUAUUGGAAACUCCAGAAGAAAGAGUGCCCUCUGGAAGGCAGCAGGGACACUCUGAGAACACCUAUGAGCCACCGAAAGGCUGUCAAUGAUGAAAAAGGCAAAGCUAACUACAUGAAACCAACGGUCUUUCCUUCAGCCUCUCUUGUCAAAGCAUCAUCUCGGAAACCUUUUGGGGUCCUUUCUCCAAAUGUUCUGUGCAAUAUGAGUGGGAAGAGUUCUGCGGAGAGCAGCUUAAAUGUUAAAGCCAAAAAGAAUGUGCCAUCUGCAACAAUCCACCAGGGCGAAGAAGAAGGACCGCUCGAUAUCUGGGCUGUUGUGAAACCUGGAAAUACCAAGGAGAAAAUUGCGUUCUUUGCAGCCCACCAGUAUAGCAAUAGGAUAGGGUCUAUGAAAAUCAAAAGCUCCUGGGAUAUUGAUGGGAGAGCUACCAAGAGAAGAAAAAAAUCAGGGGACCUUAAGAAAGCCAAGGUCCAGCUAGAAAAGAUGAGAGAACUGAAUAGCCGGUGUUACCAGCCUGAGCCAUUUGCGUGUGGCAUUGAGCACUGUUCUGUGCAUUAUGUGAGUGACAGUGGGGACGGAGUCUAUACUGGUAGGCCUCUGUCAGUGAUACAGAUGGUUGCCUUCCUCGAGCAGAGAGCCAGUGCUCUGCUAGCUAGCUGUGCAAAAAACUGCACAAAUGCAUCUGCCAUUGUGAAGCUUUCUGGCCAGCCCAGAGGUAUACCUCCUGCCCUUGAGCCCUUCUCUGCCCCAGGAGCUUGUGAAGAACCCACAGACAGAGGAAAUCCCGAGGCUGGCAAACCACAGAGUGAACCAGUCCGUGUCCUUGAUAUGGUAGCCAGACUGGAGUCCGAGUGCCUGAAGCGCCAGAACCAGCGGGAACCUGGGAGCUUGUCACGGAAUAACAGCUUCCGUCGAAAUGUAGGCAGGGUGUUGCUAACAAAUGGUGCUCAGGCUGAUGAAGACAAAACUAAAAAAGGCACUUUGGAGGCACCUGACACUCAGGUAGAUGCCAUGCAGUCAGUGUCUGUGUGUGGAGGACCCUCUAGAGUUGACCAUUGUUCUGCAGGGGACCAGGCCUGGGAUGGUGCUUCUCGGGGCUGCCCUUCAUUGCCAGCAGGUGUGAGUUUCCACACAGACAGCACAGAAUUGAAACCAUGUCAGCAAACUGCCAUGAAAAACAGCAACAGGUAUGAUGUGGAAAUGACAGAUGAACUUGAUGCAUUACCUUUUUCUUCUCACGCCUGUCUUCAAGCCACUGAAUUGUCCUCAGAUGCUAUCGAUUGUGUGAGUAGAGAGCUUGUUCCACUCACUCACCAAAAUCCUGAUCAGAGAAGAAAAGAAUCUUUGUGCAUUAGCAUCACUGUAUCCAAGGUAGAGAAAGACCAGCCUUCCGGGUUCAGCUCCCUUGAAGAACCCCUUCCAGGGAUGUUGUUUUUUCUGUCACCAGGACAGGAUCGGCCAGAAUGUUUGCAGUUGAAUAAAAGCACAACACAGGAGUCCUCAGAGGGCAGCCGGCUUCAGAAGGCAGCAGAGGGCGACGAUGCAUCCAAGGAGAAAGGUGUUUCGGCUGAGCCAAUCAUACCACCAGCCCCUGCAGUGGAAAGCACAUUACCAGUGCUUGAGGCAUCCAGUUGGAAGAAGCAGGUGUCUCAGGACUUCCUCGAGACUAGAUUUAAAAUUCAGCAGCUUCUGGAGCCUCAGCAGUACAUGGCAUGUUUGCCUCACCACAUCAUGGUAAAAAUCUUCAGGCUACUUCCCACCAGGAGCUUAGUGGCUCUUAAAUGUACCUGCUGCUAUUUCAAGUUUAUCAUUGAAUACUACAACAUCAGGCCAGCAGAUUCUCGCUGGGUCCGAGACCCACGCUAUAGAGAAGACCCUUGCAAGCAGUGCAAGAAAAAGUAUGUGAAAGGGGAUGUGUCACUGUGCCGGUGGCACCCCAAGCCCUAUUGCCAGGCACUGCCUUAUGGGCCUGGGUACUGGAUGUGCUGCCACCGGUCUCAGAAGGGCUUUCCGGGCUGUAAGCUGGGCCUUCACGACAAUCACUGGGUCCCUGCCUGCCACAGCUUUAACAGGGCAAUCCAUAAGAAAGCAAGAGGGAGUGAGACUGAAGAGGAAUACUAGAAGCCCACGUGAAAGGCAACAGGACUGCACCUCCUAAAUAAACCGUUCAGUGUGCUGCCUUGUCCCCACCCGUACGGGAAUCUGUGCUUAGAUCAGGACUACCAGUGCUCAGGCAUUUUUGUAAACUCUUAAUUUACAAGCUGUACAAGAAAAUCAGUCCCUGGGUUUUAUAGUGGUGCCUCACAUUUGACCCAGAGUGGCAUCUCACAGCUUGACUCACUCAGCUGUGAGUAACUGCCUGUUUUCCUCUAUCAGCUCCACCCUCAGAGGAUGAAGACUUGCCACUAUCAGGGACAUUCAGAGAUCACCGCAGUCCGUCCUCACAUGGGCGCAGAAUUUUUUCCACAGUACUGGCACUGUAUUUGAAAUGAGAAAGCAAACCUUUGGAUGAGAAUUAUGCCUACAAAGGAAAAAUCAGGCACCUUACUCUUAGACUUUGUAUGCUUGAUCCUGUGAGAAUGGUGUUUGUGGUUGGAGAUGGAUUUUAUGCCCUGUGGUGUUUACAGUGUAUAUAAUGGUUGUGUUUUCAUAGGGCUGUGAAAGUGCACAUUAGACCCGAGCGCCUUUACCUUUAGAUGAGUGCUUUGGCCCCUCUGUAGAUAACGUGAUUAAAAUCCAAUUGUAUAUGAUGGACAGCUGACUAAACAACAUAAUCACCACAAUGCAGCUAGGAUAGUGUUGCGGCUAUAAUUGUGUGUUGUCUCCUCAAAUUUUGUACAUCCUGUAUAAAAUAUGAAUGUUUCCCAAAUAAACUAUGAAUGUUUGCUGUAUAAUAUAUGAAUGUUUCUGAGAAGAAACUCUAAAUAGUUAAGAGGUUAACGUGUUCAAAGGCUACCAAAUAAUGGUUUAACUGGACAACCUUAAAAUUGGCAUAAAGAAUGAUCGUUUGUUAUUUUUUAGUGAGCCACCAAGAAUAAGACAAUAUUAUAUAGUCAGAUUAUAACAUUGUCUGUCCUUUGUCUGGUAACGGAAAGUUUUUUUUUUUUCAACUUCAAUAAAAACAUACAUUUUAAAUGUACA
Messenger RNA from Nannospalax galili (Upper Galilee mountains blind mole rat), 3304 nucleotides. RefSeq names its product F-box protein 34 (gene Fbxo34). Lineage: Eukaryota; Metazoa; Chordata; Mammalia; Rodentia; Spalacidae. The record is from RefSeq and is a predicted model, not a curated record. The transcript has 2 exons. The coding region runs from base 149 to 2284 and encodes 711 amino acids. Gene Ontology annotation, molecular function: protein binding.